AUGGACUUGAUAAGAUGGUCCAGGGAAAAGCACCGAGAUCCGUCUUUUGCGCCGCUGACUGCAGAUGAGGUGUCGAAGCACAACAGGUCGGACGACUGCUGGAUUAUAAUGGACGGGGUGGUGUACGACGUCACGGAUUUCCUCCGGCUGCACCCUGGAGGAGUAGAUACCAUCAUGGAGUAUGCAGGAAAGGACUGCACUGAUGCAUUCAACCAGGCGCAUGGGUACAUAAACAAGAACGAGUUGCUGUUCAACAGCAUUGUUGGAGUAGUGGUGGAGCGAUGA
Encephalitozoon cuniculi GB-M1 is the source of this 285-nucleotide messenger RNA. RefSeq names its product cytochrome B5. NCBI's taxonomy places the organism in Eukaryota, Fungi, Microsporidia, Unikaryonidae. The coding region runs from base 1 to 285 and encodes 94 amino acids. Gene Ontology annotation, molecular function: heme binding. The record is from RefSeq and is marked provisional. The transcript has a single exon.